Magnolia sinica is the source of this 779-nucleotide messenger RNA. RefSeq names its product V-type proton ATPase subunit F-like. The coding region runs from base 167 to 559 and encodes 130 amino acids. The transcript has 5 exons. Gene Ontology annotation, molecular function: proton-transporting ATPase activity, rotational mechanism. Gene Ontology annotation, biological process: proton transmembrane transport. The record is from RefSeq and is a predicted model, not a curated record. Gene Ontology annotation, cellular component: proton-transporting V-type ATPase, V1 domain; membrane. NCBI's taxonomy places the organism in Eukaryota, Viridiplantae, Streptophyta, Magnoliopsida, Magnoliales, Magnoliaceae.
ACCCCACAAAGCUUGGGUGUUUUGUGGACGAUUCCGGUCCAAUUCCAACUUUUAUUUUCGCAAAUCUAGCACAUCUCUCGCCCCCCGCCUCUCUCUAAUCGACUUCUUCGAUCGUCGUUCUUCAAUUCCAAUCCACCAAAAGCCUGCAACCGUUGUUCAACUUGUAAUGGCGACCAGAGCUCAAGUUCCCACUAAAAACUCGGCACUCAUUGCUAUGAUUGCUGAUGAGGACACCGUAACUGGAUUUUUGCUGGCUGGAGUGGGAAAUGUUGAUUUGCGAAGGAAGACGAACUACCUUAUUGUCGACUCAAAAACAACGGUAAAGGCUAUUGAAGAUGCAUUCAAAGAGUUCACCACAAAGGAGGACAUCGCUAUUGUGUUGAUUAGCCAAUAUGUUGCAAAUAUGAUAAGGUUUCUAGUAGAUAGCUACAACAAUCCUGUUCCAGCAAUUUUAGAGAUCCCUUCCAAGGAUCACCCUUACGACCCGACACACGAUUCUGUCCUUUCGCGAGUGCGGUAUUUGUUCUCUGCGGAGUCUGUGGCAUCGGGGAGACGCUGAAAUGGGGACCUCUCUCUGUAUACCAUGGAAUUAUGCUCAACUCCUCCCUACCUGGAUUCAGAUUCUUCUUCUUCUUCUUCAUCUUUUCCGCUGUUGUUUGUAUCUUUCUUUAGAAUCUAUUGCGGGAUAGCGAUUGAAACAAUAAGGUGUUUUGAACAGAACACGAGAAACCUAGGCAUUUGAAUAAGAAAUGGUAGGAAUUGCUGUGUUUGAUUUCUCA